This is a messenger RNA of Protopterus annectens (West African lungfish), 1224 nucleotides long. RefSeq names its product histamine H3 receptor-like. Lineage: Eukaryota; Metazoa; Chordata; Ceratodontiformes; Protopteridae. Gene Ontology annotation, biological process: adenylate cyclase-activating adrenergic receptor signaling pathway. The record is from RefSeq and is a predicted model, not a curated record. The transcript is spliced from 3 exons. The coding region runs from base 1 to 1224 and encodes 407 amino acids. Gene Ontology annotation, cellular component: membrane. Gene Ontology annotation, molecular function: histamine receptor activity.
AUGGACAUAGAAGCUGUUUUCAACAUCUCAAGCCCUUCAGCAAUUGCUUUCAGAUUUAAUUCAACAUUUUAUGAAACAGCGUAUCCUGACAUACCUUCUCAUCAGUGGACUGGUGUGUCAGCUGUGAUUCUGGCUAUAGUGAUAACUACUGUAUCACUAAUGAUAGUAUUAGGAAAUGCUUUAGUUUUUGUUGCCUUUGUGUUGGAUGCAAGCCUGAGAACACAGAGUAAUUUAUUUUUUUUUAACCUUGCACUCUGUGACUUUUCAAUUGGUGCAAUUUCCAUUCCAUUAUAUAUACCAUAUGCAAUAUCUGGAAUUUGGUUACUUGGAAAAGAACUUUGCACAUUUUGGCUGGUAAUGGAUUAUACUGCCUGUGCAGCUUCAGUUUUUAACAUUGUCCUUAUCAGUUAUGAUCGAUACCUCUCUGUCACUAAAGCUGUUGCUUAUCGAACUGAGCAAGAAAAGAUGAACAAAGGCAUUGGAAAAAUUAUUGUUCUAUGGGCACUUGCAUUCCUUGUGUAUGGUCCAGCACUGAUUUUCUGGAACUUUAUAACUGAUGAAAAGAAUGUACCUGAAGGACAAUGUUAUGCUGAAUUUGACAGUAGUUGGUACUUUUUAAUAUGUUUUUUCACAUGUAAUUUUACAAUACCAUUUUGUAGUAUAAGUUUUUUCAAUAUAAGCAUCUAUGUUAACAUCAGAAAACGAAGCCAAAAUUUUCAAAUCCCACUGAGCCAGAAAAAGCAAAUGACAUCCAAAAGUGGGACAUUAGCAGCAUUUCUAUUCCCGAAAAAAAUGUCUAAAUCUUUACUAAGAAAAAAAUUGCCCUGUACUUUAUCAGUGUCACAAGAAUCAGCAGUUUUCUCAAAUAAUGCAGAGAGGUCAGUUACGGUCAAAGGAAACCAAAGUAAUGGACUGGGGCAAAAAAAAAACAUUUUGACAUUAAACGAACAGAAAUCUGUCCCACAUAAUGUUGCACAUAGACUUUCAAAGGACAAAAAAAUUGCAAAGUCCCUUGCAAUACUUGUAUGCAUUUUCAGUGCUUGUUGGGCUCCAUAUAUUUUGUUUACAAUUGUUAAUUCAAUAAGGCCAGAUGUUAAUGGCUUUUACUGGGCAUAUAUCACAACAUGGUGUGUUUGGCUGAACUCUCUUAUCAAUCCUAUAUUAUAUCCUUUAUGUCACAGCAGUUUUCGAAGAGCAUUUUUAAAAAUACUUUGUCAUAAAUAA